AUGGAAGAGAUGGUGAAGGCGAUUCUGGACACACAAAACGCGAUUAUGAGAGAUCUAAGUCAAAUAAAAAAUAGCCAAAAGCAAUUUGAACACAAAUUUGAAGGUCUAACAAAAAAAGUAAAUCAAAUUGAAGCAACAGUUCAAGAAAUGAAAGAACAAAAAGUUCAAAUCAUAAGCAUUGAAAAACAUGUUAAGGCAAUCGAUGAUGACUUAAAGGAAUGCCAAAAAAAAAUCGUCGACUUAGAAGAUCGGAACCGCCGUAACAACCUCAUAGUUUUCGGUCUUCCAGAGGCUCAAGGGGAAACAAAUGACUCAUUGCGGUCGAAAGUACUUGGUGAUGUGUUUGAAGAAAAACUUGGAAUUCAUGUUAAUACAGUCGAGCGUGUACAUCGCGUGGGGCGAAAAACAAACAAAAACCGCCCAGUUGUAGUUAAAUUUCUUGACUACGCAGAAAAGGAAAACGUGCUAAAAAAGCGAAGGUGUUUGAAAGGGACUAAAAUAACGUUAGAACACGAUUAUUCUUGGCAGACUAUUCAAAAGCGCAAACAGUUGUGGGAAACCAGUAAACCCAAUCGCGAUAACGGGGAAACUGUCUUCUUGAUUCACGAUAAAAUUAAGAUAGGAGGCCAAGUUUUCGAAUGGGAUGAUAAUGUGGGGCAAAUAUGCAAAGAAAGAAAUCGACCAACUCGACAAAAAAGUGUAAAAUGACGUCAAGCACACUCCGGGAAACCCCAUCGAAAGACAUUUCGACUUCUUUCCUUCAAUGCGCAAAGUAUUGUGAA
Molecule: messenger RNA, 782 nt
Organism: Ixodes scapularis (black-legged tick)
Lineage: Eukaryota; Metazoa; Arthropoda; Arachnida; Ixodida; Ixodidae
Exons: 1
Coding region: 1-708 (235 amino acids)
Biological process (GO): retrotransposition
Cellular component (GO): ribonucleoprotein complex
Molecular function (GO): single-stranded RNA binding
Source: RefSeq, a predicted model, not a curated record